UGAAAUUGAAGGACGCCGUGUGCUGUGCUGAAGAUGGAAGCGCCAUUGUCGGUAGAAGAGUGCAUACGAAGUUCUAUGGGGUCCGCGAAGACCAAAUUAGAGCCCCACUUUGGAAAUCUUCUUCCUCAACUUUCAUUCUUUAAUUCCGUCCCCUGUUCCUUUUCUGUAUCAGCAUUUUCUUUUAGGGUUUUUCUCCCAACUCCACUCAAUCUUCUUCCAAUGGAAUAUAUUCUUCUUUUCCCCCAAUUGAUCUGCCACCAUUCUUUUCUAGAUCGCCAAGUGAGAAGCCAAAUGGGCAAAAGGAAAAAGAAAGAUAAAGCAACAGUUGAUGUUCCAUUUUGCUUGGUUUUCAAACCCCCUUCUCUCUCAUCUCCAAUUCUCCUUCUCCUCUUUUUGUUUGCGCAAGUCAUGCUACUUUCUCUAAUCAAGAACCAGCAGCAGCAGGCGCAGAAGAUCGGAGAGGAACACUAAGAUGGAAUCUGCUACUCUUAAUAGAAUAAUCAAUAAAUUGCUUGAGGUCGGGAGCAAAUCGGGGAAGCAGGUGCCGCUUUCUGAGACUGAAACUACUCAGCUAUGCUUGUCCUCGAGGGAUAUUUUCUUGAGGCAACCGAAUCUCUUGGAAAUUGAAGCACCAAUCUAUAUAUGCGGGGAUAUCCAUGGCCAGUAUUCUGAUCUUCUAAGGCUUCUGGAAUAUGGUGGAUUACCUCCUCAAUCAAACUACUUAUUCUUGGGGGACUAUGUUGAUCGUGGAAAGCAGAGCUUAGAAACAAUUUGCCUCCUCCUCGCAUAUAAAAUAAAAUAUCCUGAAAACUUUUUCCUUUUGAGGGGCAACCAUGAAUGUGCAUCUGUAAACCGAAUCUACGGGUUUUAUGAUGAAUGUAAACGGAGGUUCAACGUUAAACUCUGGAAAGUAUUCACAAACUGUUUCAACUGUUUACCUGUGGCUGCUCUGAUUGAUGAGAGGAUACUCUGUAUGCACGGCGGGCUGUCUCCUCACCUCGACAAGUUGGAUCAAAUUAGAAAUUCAAAGCGUCCUACUGAUGUUCCAGAAAGUGGUUUGCUGUGUGAUCUUCUCUGGUCCGACCCAAGUCUAGAUGCACGGGGCUGGGGGCCCAAUGAUAGAGGGGUUUCAUACACCUUUGGUGCAGAUCGAGUAAUCGAGUUUCUUCGGAAGCAUGAUCUCGAUUUGAUUUGUAGAGCUCACCAGGUCGUGGAGGACGGGUACGAGUUUUUUGCAAAUAGAAAGCUUGUAACGAUAUUUUCUGCUCCCAACUACUGCGGAGAGUUUGACAAUGCCGGUGCAAUGAUGCACGUGGAUGAAAACUUAAUGUGUUCUUUCCAAAUACUAAAACCUGCUGAGAAGAAGCCAAAGUUUGGGUUUGGCAGCAUAUCGUCUGGAAGGCUUGGCGGUCCUGCAAAGGUAAAGUCGUUUCUUGGUGCGAUUGGGUGAAACUUCCACCAUUUUGUGUUCCAGAGAUAGAGAUAGUUUACUUUGUGGGAUGAUUUUUGAUCUGCUGAGGUUUCAGAAGGCUGUCCAAACUUCUUCUUCCAAUUGUGUAAAGUGAGUUUCGUGAUGUAUUCUAAUGUAAUGACUAGUGAGGAUGAAUAUGUUUUGUUAUCUACACUGAAAUAUAUCAUCUCAUACGGCUUUUCUCCUCAAUGUAACAACAAACACUAUGUACUUAUUUAGAAACGGAUCCUUUUUUCAUAUA
Momordica charantia (bitter melon) is the source of this 1712-nucleotide messenger RNA. RefSeq names its product serine/threonine-protein phosphatase PP1 isozyme 3. The record is from RefSeq and is a predicted model, not a curated record. Lineage: Eukaryota; Viridiplantae; Streptophyta; Magnoliopsida; Cucurbitales; Cucurbitaceae. Gene Ontology annotation, cellular component: cytoplasm; nucleus. Gene Ontology annotation, molecular function: protein serine/threonine phosphatase activity.